AUGGCUUCCCCAUCAUCGCAAGCGGCCCUCACGGAGUUGAUCCACCACACUCUCCCGCAGCUCAACCCCGGCCAAGCCCAGCACCGACAACGAAGUUCGCAGGCGCAACUCGAUGCACAUACUCGAGCGACGGGAGGGUCGACCCGUUCAAGCUAUAAGGACUGGUCUACGCUGGCGGAUGAGGCUCAACUGGGUAAGUUUUCGGUGAUAGUUGGAUGAUGUUGAUGAUGUUGUCAGGCGUGAAUGUCGAGUGGGGUGGGGUCGACGCGCCGCGGCGUGGGUCAGAGCGCGUUGAAUGAUGCGUCGAGAUAAGCCAUGCAGCCACGCUCUUGAUUUUAGUUUUACUGACCUUAUCAAUCUCUGCUCUGCUCGUUCCUGCAGCCCUCAAGAGAGCGGGAAGAUCGUCGCAGGAACGGUUACAGUUCGCUCAGCUGUCCGCGAGGCUCCACAGUCGCGUCAGUCCCGCUCGGUUCGACACCGUCAUGACCAGGAUUUAUAAUGAUAUUCACAUGCAAAGUUAUACUUUCUCACAGGCCGUACCACGUAACAAGCUCGAUACCCUGUCAUUGCUCCUCUCACUCGCGGGAUCGUCCUCAAUCCCCCCGACCGCAUCGAGCUCGGCCGCAGCUGCAACUUUGAGCUCAUCCUCUACGGGGACAACAAGUCGACAAGCACCUCUAUUUGGAUACCCAACACCACUCGAUCGUCCCGCUUCGCGCCCUUCCUCCAGAGCUGCGAACCACGACUCGAACUCUCGGCGCGGCGCCCCCGUUGGCGUUGGUCUGUCCUCCUCUUCCAACCCCAACCUAGCCGCAGCCGCGUUACCGCGUGCACCCAAAUUGUCCAUGGCCGCCGUUCUGGCUUCCCAUCGAGCCCAACUUGCUGCUUCACGACCGAUAGCUACGACGACACCACCGCGACUGGCGCCCGUCCCCGAAUCCCUCCUCCUCAGGGACAUCCUCUACAUCAUCCAAGGCAUCGACGGCCGUUUCAUCCGCUUCAAGACCCCGACCCCCUCUCUAGCGAACGCAGGUCCGCGAAGGACGUUCAAACGAGGCGAGAUCGUCGUCGACGAGAAUUCACCCGCCGAUCCCGAAGCGCUCAUGCUCGAACAAGGGAUCGAGUUCGUGCUCGAAGGGAGUGGCUAUAGCUUAAGUGCACCGAUGAGGGUCUUGUUGCAUACGCUGUCGGAGUUGGGGUGGCUGUAUCGCAAGAUUGAUGGGGUUUUGCAGAGGAGUGGAUCGGUGACGACGACUUCGUCUGCGAAGGGAGCAGUUUUCGUUGAAUUGGGGAUGAUCGAACAGAGUCUUCAUGCGGCACUCAAGGCGGAGAUGACGGAGUACUAUCGCCUCGUUGCCAUCUUGGAAAGCCAGCUGACGAUCGAGGAUGAAUCGACGAGGACGCAGGGAGGGGCGGAUAUGAGCAUCGAGGAUAUGGAGGGCAAGUUGACGUUGAGGAGGUUGAUGGUUUGGACGGAGGAGGUCAAGUUGAGGAUGAGGAUGAUGGGGACAUUGGUCGAAGAGGCUGGGGGUGAGUGAUAUCUGUUCUGAACCUGACUUGUGAUAGGGUCACUGAUGCCCAGAUCGGCGCUGAAUGACCGCAGGCGAAAACGUCGGAGGUGCAUUGCUCACCUCUCUGCACGCACGAACCUCGAACGGCGACCCCUUCAUUCGCGACUUCUCCUCCCGUCUGCUGCGCACCCUCUCCGUCCCCUUCUUUGCCACGCUCUCCGCCUGGAUAUACGAAGGCGAGCUGCGCGACCCUUUCGGUGAAUUCUUCGUCCAACUCAACCCUGCUCUGAGUGGGGUGGACGAACGAACGGGCUUGUUGAGAGGGAGGUCUACGUUCGGUUUGAAUUUGGAUCAAGACGACGAAGGUGUGCAGGCGCAUCAAUUGUGGGAGGGCAAGUUUAGGUUCAAGAGGGUCAUGUUGCCCGGUUUUUUGGAGGAAUCAUUUGGUCGCAAGGUCAGUUGGAGCGAGUGUUCCCUUCUGCACCAGGAUGGUUCUGGCUACUGAUUCGCUGUAACGACGUCCACAUUCGCAGAUCUUCUCGACGGGGAGGUCGCUCAACUUCAUGAAAUACAGCUGCGGAGAUGGACAAUGGGUCGCCUCGACGCACCAGACCGAUGGGCAACGGAGAGGUGAGCCUCCCCUCAACUUCCAAGCUAUACAGCCAUCACUGAUCGCAUGACACUUUACUUGUAGCCCUUGAAUACGCCGACAUCAUUGGCCUCGAGCAGUCUAUCACCGCCGCAUAUUCGCACACCUCCAAGCGGUUGUUUGACAUCUUUUUCGACAAGUUUCGCCUGAUGGACCACCUCAAGGCGCUCAAGGAUUACCUGAUGUUGGGCAAGGGUGAUUUUGUCGAGAUCUUGAUGGAAAACUUAGGGUGAGUGUUGACGGCAUCGAUGACCGUGUUGCUGGUCCAGAUGCUGACCAUCCUCGAUGCAUUCAGGCCCUCUCUUGAUCGACCAGCGAACCUGUUGUACCGCCACAACCUAACGGCGACGCUUGAGACAGCCCUCCGAGGUUCCUCCUCCGGCCCCUCCUCCUUGACCUCUUCUUCGGCGAAUCGGUCCUCCUCCGACGUCCUCCGCCGCCUCGACGCGCGCAUGCUAGAGUUCACCCAAGGUGAAAUCGGUUGGGACGUCUUUACGCUCGAAUACAAAGUCGAUGCUCCGCUCGAUACGAUUCUCGACCCCGAAUCGAUGCAAGGGUACCUCAAGAUGUUCAAACACUUGUGGCACAUCAAGAGGGUCGAGUAUGCUUUGAAUGGGGUGCAGAGGAGGUUGAUGACGGGGGCGAGAACGUUUUUAAAAGUGCCCGGUGAGCUUUCCGAAACGUUGAUAGGGUAGGAUCUUUCAAAGGAGGAUUCCAUAAACUCAUAGGACCCAUUACCUUACACCUUACCAGAACUCUCGUACGACUUUCACCUCACGCGCAUCGCAUUACAACGCAUGACCUUCUUCAUUCGCCAAUUGCAGUACUACUGUCAUCUCGAAGUCAUCGCCUGUUCAUGGCAAGUCUUGGAGGAGUUCGCUUUGAAGAAACAGGGGGAUUUGGACUCGUUGAUCGAGGCGCAUCGGGUCUAUUUGAGGAGGUUGGUGACCAAGGCGUUGUUGAUUCAGCCGAGAAGUUCUCAUAGAACUGAGGUGAGUGCGGGAAUAGUGGGAUGGUGUGUGUGAUGUCAUUUCCGAAGCUGAUGUUGAAUUUUGGGUUUGUGGAAUAGGAGGAACGCUACGUCGUUUUGGAAGGGGUGAGGAACCUGUUUCAAAUGAUGUUGCAGUACCAGAACGUAGCCGUAAGUGCUCCACUCCCCCCCCCCCCCCCCCGUACCUCUUUCUCCCCCUAACCUAUCACCCUCUUUUGAUCCCAUCAGGACGCGCUCUGCAACUACGCCCUGUCCGAAGCGUCCCGACAACAAGCUUCGAAUCCGACGCUCGCAGCGCGCAGCGCCGACACGCUCGACGGGAUACGCCACCGUCUCCAAGACUACGCCACCCAAUUCGAUAGCGGUGCUAAAGAAGUGGUGAGGUUGUUGGGCAAGGCGAAGGAUUUGGAUAUGAGGUUCUUGGCGGUGAGGUUGAACUUUAAUUACAAGUUCACGUCGUGA
Messenger RNA from Microbotryum saponariae, 3613 nucleotides. Lineage: Eukaryota; Fungi; Basidiomycota; Microbotryomycetes; Microbotryales; Microbotryaceae. The record is from the annotation of a GenBank genome assembly.